Messenger RNA from Cynoglossus semilaevis (tongue sole), 8503 nucleotides. RefSeq names its product spectrin, beta, erythrocytic (gene sptb). Gene Ontology annotation, cellular component: spectrin. The coding region runs from base 423 to 7964 and encodes 2513 amino acids. Gene Ontology annotation, molecular function: structural constituent of cytoskeleton; phospholipid binding; actin binding. The transcript has 35 exons. The record is from RefSeq and is a predicted model, not a curated record. NCBI's taxonomy places the organism in Eukaryota, Metazoa, Chordata, Actinopteri, Pleuronectiformes, Cynoglossidae.
CUGAUGCUGAUUUCUUCAGACUGUGAAGAAAUGCUACAUAUCCACCUUAAGAAGCCUGUGAUUUGGGAUCUCAUGACUGUGUGGGAGCAGUGUGCAGAGGGAGGAUGUUGUAGGAGCAGGUGGAUGAAUUAAAAACACAGCGUACGCAUGAGCAGAGCCGGAUGAACUGCUCAGAACUGAUCCAAAAGGCUCAGUUCAGCACUUGUGCUGCCUCAGAAUGGAGCCUCAGCAUCCAUUACAGUGUCAGAGAGGAGUAAGAGUAAGCGAGGGAGGGAGGUAAGGAGGAGGAGUGCGCAUGAGAGGCAUCCGGGAAGGAGGGCAGAGAACUACAGACUCAGGAGAGGAGAGACGUGGAGAAAGGAGGUUCUGUGCCAGCUUUAAGCAGCACUUUGUUGGUGUAGUUUUUACGCUCUUUGCUCAAAAUGAGCAGCCCAUGUUUGCUGCGUGCUGCCCCAAUAAGUCAACCCAGACUUCGGGAAGUCAAGAUCAGUCUGAAGGCCAGCAGCAGAGAGACCACCAGCUCCACUACCUCCAAGAGCAGCAGUGGAGGAAACAGGGAGUCUACCAGCCGGACCUUUGCUCCAGCAGAGAAGGAGCCUCCGGCGCGGGUCAGUUUGAGCAGCAUUAGUCGAAGUAGAAGUACGCCACCUGUGAACCGGAGCAGAGCUGAGAACAAAAGGUCAGCAAGAGGAAGUGGUUCCAAAGAACCAGACGUGGAGCAUCACCUGGAGAAGAACGGCUCACUUUUACUAAAGGUUCCGCUCCCCGUGACACCGGUGGGUCUGUCCAACAUCUCCUCCUCGUCCGUCUCUUCUACGUCCUCCUCUGGCACCUCCAGACGUCAGAGGCCCUCUCACCUUCACCCCCAUCCACCUGUUGGCCCCAUUCUCUCCUCAACCUCCACUUCUUACUCCUCUCCCUCCUCCUCCUCCUCGGCCAGGAGUAUCAGAAGAACACGCUGGUUGAGUUAUAGCACGUCCAACAUCUACUUCAACUCUCUACUGGAGGGACGGUUCAGGCAACUGCAAGAUGAGCGUGAGGCGGUUCAGAAGAAGACCUUCACUAAAUGGGUCAACUCCAUCUUGUCCCGUGUUGGAUGUCGCAUCUCCGACCUCUACCUGGACCUGCGGGACGGACGCAUGCUCAUUAAACUGCUGGAGGUGUUGUCAGGAGAACGGCUGCCUAAACCGACCAAAGGCAGGAUGCGUAUCCACUGCUUGGAGAAUGUGGACAAGGCUCUGCAGUUCCUCAAAGAACAGAGGGUUCACCUGGAGAACAUGGGGUCACAUGACAUCGUGGACGGUAACCAUCGUCUCAUCCUGGGUCUCAUCUGGACCAUCAUCCUGCGCUUCCAGAUCCAGGACAUCGUCGUGGAAACGGGCCAGGCUGACCAGAAGGAGACGCGCUCAGCCAAGGACGCUCUCCUCCUGUGGUGUCAGAUGAAAACUGCAGGAUACCCCAACGUCAACAUCACCAACUUCACCACCAGCUGGAAAGACGGCAUGGCCUUCAACGCUCUCAUACACAAACACAGACCGGACCUGUUGGAAUAUGGCACUCUGAAGAGGUCCAACCCCACCCACAACCUCCACAACGCCUUCAAUGUAGCAGAACAAAAGCUUGGUGUGACCAAACUGUUGGACCCUGAAGAUGUGUUCACAGAGAACCCAGAUGAGAAGUCCAUCAUCACCUACGUGGUGGCAUUCUACCACUACUUCUCCAAGAUGAAACAGCUGGCCGUCGGAAGGAGGGUGGGAAAGGUUCUGGAUCAGGCCAUCGAGACGGAGAAGAUGAUCGAAAAGUACGAGACGCUGGCCUCAGACCUGCUGACGUGGAUAGAGCAGACCAUCAUUGUUCUGAAUAACCGUAAACUGGCCAACUCUCUGACCGGAGUCCAGCAGCAGCUUCAAGCCUUCAACACCUACCGUACGGUGGAGAAGCCGCCAAAGUUCUGUACAUAUUCAGUCAGUGAAUUGAAUGUUAAAAACAAUGUUGUGUCAUCAGAUCAUUCCAUCUAUUUUAUGUUAAAACAUGUGUCUCUCACAUGUCUCUGUGAACAGGCGUGGGAGCGUCUGGAGAGGGCAGAACACGACCGUGAGCGCGUCCUCAGACACGAGCUGAUAAGACAGGAGAAGCUGGAGCAGAUUGCCAGGAGGUUCGACAGGAAGGCGGCCAUGAGGGAGACCUGGCUCCUGGAGAACCAGAGGCUGGUGGCUCAGGAUAACUUUGGUUACGAUCUCCCAGCUGUGGAAGCAGCAAAGAAGAAACAUGACGCCAUUGAAACGGACAUUGCAGCAUACGAGGAACGUGUCCAGGCGUUGGUGGACAUCUCAAAGAAGCUGGAGGACGAGCGAUACCACGACGCCAAGCGCAUUGAUGCACGCAAAGACAACGUCCUGCGUCUGUGGGACUACCUGCAGGAGCUGCUGGAGGCCCGCAGGGGGCGUCUGGAUAAGAACCUGAUCCUGCAGAGGACCUUCCAGGAGAUGCUGUACAUCAUCAGCUGGAUGGAUGACAUGAAGGCCAGACUACUGUCUCCAGACUUUGGGAAACAUCUGUUGGAAGUUGAGGACUUGUUACAGAAACAUGCCUUGCUAGAGAAUGACAUUGCCCUGCAGGCAGAGAGGGUACACAAUGCCAGCGCUGAUGCUCUCAAGUUUGCAAAUGGAGACAGCUACAAGCCUUGUGAUCCACAGGUAAUCCGGGACAGAGUCCAGCACCUUGAACUGUGCUACCAGGAGCUGUGUGCCCUGGCCGCCCAACGACGGGCACGCUUGGAACAGUCACGCCGUUUCUGGAACUUCCUGUGGGAGUUGGCAGAACUGGAAAGUUGGAUCCGUGAGAAGGAGCACAUUUUCUCCUCCUUGGAUUACGGCAGGGACCUGACAAGCGUAUUGGUGCUGCAGAGCAAACACAGCGCCUUCGAGGAUGAACUGGGAGCCCGUCGAGGUAACCUCGAACAGGUACUCGCUGAGGGGGAGAAGAUGCUCCAGGCCAAGCACUUUGGUUCUCCUAAGGUUCAGGAAUGCAUGGACGACAUCAGGCAGCAGUGGGAGCAGCUGGAGGAGCUGGCUGCGUUCCGGAAGCAGAACCUGCAGGACACUCAGAGGUUCUUCCAGUUUCAGGGAGAUGCUGACGAACUUAAGGCUUGGUUACUGGAUGCCAAGAGGCAGAUGAGCAGCGACGACGUGGGUCAUGACGAGUACACCACGCAGCGGUUGCUCAAGAGACACAACGACUUGAGGAACGAGGCCAUCAAGAAUGGAGCCACCAUUGAAGCUCUGUCAAAACAGGCCAACAAUCUGCCCGAGGAGCUUCAGAACACCCCGGACAUCCAGAGACGUCUCAAAGACAUCAAGGACCUGUACAUGGAGCUCCUGUCGCUGGCUGACGUGAGGCAGAAGCAGCUCGAUGACACCAUGGCUCUCUACAUUAUCUUCAGUGAGACUGAUGCCUGUGAGCUCUGGAUGGGCCAGAAAGAGACCUGGUUGGUGGGACUGGAGGUGCCAGAGAAGCUGGAGGAUCUGGAGGUUGUUCAGAACAGGUUGAGCAUUUUGGCUCAAGAUAUGGCAAACAUGCAGUCCAGAGUUGACGAUGUGAACAAAGCUGUGAAACAGCUGGAGGACAACAGACACCCCCGCACCAAGGAGGUGAAGGACUGUCAGGUCAGGCUGAACAAGAGAUGGGAGGCCUUCAAGGCCAUGGUGGAGGAUAAAAAGAGGAAGGUGGAUUCUGCUGUCAGCCUCCACAACUACGGUCUGGAGUGUGACGAGACCGAGGCCUGGAUCAAAGACAAGACACGGGUGAUCGAGUCCACGCAGGACCUGGGCAAUGACCUGGCAGCUGUCAUGACCAUCCAGAGGAAGCUGUUUGGUAUCGAGCGGGAUUUAGCCGCCAUCGAAGCUAAGCUGACCUUCCUCAGGAAAGAAGCCGACCAUCUGGCUCAAGAUCACCCAGAGAACGCUGACGACAUCCUGGCCCGCAGAGGAGAGCUGGACGAAGCCUGGGACACGCUAAAGAAGACCCUGAAGGACAGAGAAGACUCUCUGGGUGAAGUCAGCAAGUUACAGACCUUCCUCCAAGACAUGGACGACUUCCAGUCCUGGCUGUUCAAGACCCAGAAGGCAGUGGCGUCAGAGGAGAUGCCAGCCUCGCUGCCUGAGGCUGAGGGUCAGCUCAGUCUCCACGACGCAGUGCGUGAAGACAUCAACAACCACGACGAGGACUAUCUCUGUGUGAAGGACACGGGGGCUCAGGUGAUGCAGGGACAGGAAGGAGAUCCUCAGUACCAGCAGCUGGAGCAGAGGCUCAAAGGCCUGGACCGUGGAUGGUACGAGCUGCAGACCAUGUGGGACAGUCGCAAGAACCUCCUGGACCAGGGUCUGGGAUUCCAGCAGUUUAUGAGAGACACCAAAGCUGUGGAGGCCAUUCUUAACAACCAGGAGUACACACUGGCCCACACCGACAGGCCCGACACCUUGGCCGGGGCGGAGCAGGCCCUGAAGAAGCACGAGGACUUUGUGAACACCAUGGAGGCCAACGAGGACAAGAUCGACGGAGCUCUGCAGUCGGGACACAGACUGGUGGACAGUAACAACCUGUACGCUGUGAAAGUCCAGGACAAGAUGGACUCCAUCCAGGAAAGGCGUGACAAAAACAAGAGUCGAGCCCAGGAGGUGUCUGAGAAGCUGCGGGACAACAGGGAGCUGCAGCACUUCCUGCAGAACACACAGGACUUGACCGUGUGGAUCCAUGAGAAGAUGCUGACCGCUCAGGACACGUCGUACGAUGGGGCCAGAAAUCUUCACAGCAAGUGGCUGAAACACCAGGCCUUCAUGGCUGAGCUGGCCUCCAACAAGGACUGGCUCGACAAAGUGGACCAGGAGGGUUCCGACCUGAUGGAGGCCAAACCUGAGUUCGAGCCCAUUGUCAAAGACCGUCUGGCCAAACUCCACGAGCUGUGGGACAAACUGGAAUCCACCACACAGGAGAAGGCUCGGCUGCUGUUCGAUGCCAACCGCUCUGAGCUGUUUGACCAGAGUCUCGGUGACAUGAGGAAGUGGCUCAGCGACCUCCAGCAGCAGCUGCAGAGUGGAGAUGAGGACGUGAAGGAUCUGACCAAAGCCAACAUCCUCCUGAAGAAGCAGCAGGUGAUGGAGAACCAGGUGCGAGACCGUGUGAAGGAGCUGGAGGAGCUCCAGGAGGCAGUCGACAAACACGGAGGAGGCAGGGAGGACCAGCCGGAGCUGGAGUCAGAGAUUCUGACCCAGCGGAAUGAAUUCCAGCAACUUUUUACUCCACUGGCUCAACGCAAAAGCAAACUGGAGGCAGCAAAGGCUGUUCAUCAGUUUUACAGAGACCUGGCUGAUGAGCUGCUGUGGAUAGAGGAGAGAAUGCCCUUGGCCAUGUCAGAAGAUCACGGCCACAAUCUCCAGACGGUGCAGAUGCUGCAGAAAAAGAACCAGACAUUACAGAGGGAAAUCGAGGGCCACCAGCCCCGUGUGGAUGAAGUCCUGGAGCGAGGUCAGAAGAUGGCAGAAGUCGCCAGCGCCGAGGGCCGAGUGGAGACAGAGCGGAUUACAGAUCAGAUGACGGAGCUGCAGGAGGCGUGGGCUCGGCUGCAGGAUGAGAUGGGGAAACGCAGACAGAGGCUGAACCAAUCAGAUUUAGCCCAGCAGUACUACAACGACGCCGACGAAGCUGAGGCCUGGAUAGGAGAGCAGGAGCUGUACAUGAUCACUGAGGAAAAGGCCAAGGAUGAACAGAGCGCCAUGCUGAUGCGGAACCGCCACAUGAUCCUCCAGCAGGCCGUGGACCACUUCACCGAGUCCAUCCAGAACCUGUCGGACCGGGCUCAGACGAUGUUUGCAGAGGACCAUCCUGACGGGGAGAGCAUCAUCAGGAGACAGGGACAGGUGGACAAACAGUAUGCUGGUCUGAAGGAACUGGCCGAGGACCGCAGGAAGAAGCUGGACCACACCUACCAACACUUCCUCCUGAGCAGAGAGGUGGAGGACCUGGAGCACUGGAUCGCAGAGAGGGACGUGGUGGCGUCCUCCCAGGAGAUGGGACAGGACCUGGACCAAGUGAUGCUCCUGAGGGACAAGUUCAGAGAGUUUGCUCGAGAGACGGGGAUGAUGGGACAGGAGCGGGUGGACAUGGUGAACCAGACCAUUGACGACCUGAUCGAAGGCGGUCACACUGAGGCUGCCACCAUGGCCGAGUGGAAGGACAGCAUUAACGACAGCUGGGCCGAUCUGCUGGAACUGAUCGACACCCGUGCUCAGCACCUCAUGACGUCUUAUGAACUGUUAAAGUACUUUGACGAUGGUAAGGAGCUGGUGGUUCAGAUCCAGGAGAAGCAGAAGGAACUUCCUGAUGACUUGGGCGAGGACUUCAGCAAAGCCGAGUCUUUCCACAGAAUGCAUGCAGCCUUUGAGAGAGACAUCAGUGCACUUGGAAAACAGGUUCCGCAGUUCCAGGAAACAGCGUCCAGGCUCCGAGCCCAGUAUGCAGGUGAGAGGGUGGAUGCCAUUAAGGCCGCAGAGCAGGAAGUUCUUCAGGCCUGGAAAGGUCUGUUGGAAGCCAGUGAGGGUCGCAGGGCUCGACUGGUGGAAACUGCUGAGAAGUUCCGCUUUUUCACCAUGGUCCGGGACCUGAUGGCCUGGAUGGAGAGCAUCAUCCAGCAGAUAGAGACUCAGGAGAAGCCCAGGGACGUCUCCUCCGUGGAGCUACUGCAGAAAUACCACCAGGGAAUUCGCUCAGAGAUCGAGGCCAGAGGAGCCAAAUUCACCGACUGCACGGACCUGGGCAAAGACCUGCUGACACGGAAGCACCGGGACUCUGUGGAGAUCAAAGAGAAGCUGGUGCAGCUGAUGGAGAAGAGGAAGGAGAUGAUGUUCAAGUGGGACAACAGAUGGGACUGGCUCAGACUCCUGCUGGAGGUGUGUCAAUUUGCCCGCGAUGCCUCUGUGGCGGAAGCUUGGCUCGUUGCUCAGGAACCGUAUGUGAGCAGCAGAGACCUGGGCCACACAGUGGACGAAGUGGAAAAGCUCCUCAAGAGACACGAAGCUUUCGAGAAGUCCACUGCCACCUGGGAGGAGCGUUUCUCUGCACUGGAGCGUCUCACUACGUUGGAACUGUUGGAGCUGAGGAAGCAACAGCAAGAGAUGGAGGAGAGGAUGAAACAAGAGCCAGGCUCUGAUAAGGACAGCAGGAGAGAAGACACAGGUUUCGCAGAGGAGUCGUCUCAGCUGUGCACCGUAGAGGAACAAACUCUGUCUGGUGCAGGUGAACCCAGUUCACGUCCUCUGGACACGACUGCUGCUGACUCUGCCGUUCCCAUUGAGUCAGAGAUGAGAGAGAGCGGCUCUCUAGAGCUGGAGCCAUCAGUCUCUGUGGCGAUGCCCAAGGAGCCAGAGAAGGCUGCCACCAUGCCUGUGGAGCCGCUCAGAGAUCAGAGCGUACAGCAGGGGGGCAUGCUGGAACGUAAACUGGACGUAGACGGCUCAGGGAAAAGAGCCUCCAACAGGUCCUGGAACAACCUGUACUGUGUGCUGACGCCUGGUCAGCUCUCAGCCUAUAAGGACGCCAAGAGCUUUGGUCAUGGUUCCACAUACCAGGGGGAGACACCGCUGUCCCUCACUAACGCUAACUGGGAAUGUCUCAGCAACUAUAAGAAGAAGAGGAAUGUUGCCAAACUACGUCUUGAAGAUGGCAGAGAAUAUUUGUUCAAGUGUAAAGACGAGAACGAGCUGCAGCUCUGGAGCCAGGCCAUGGAUAGAGCCAUUCAUAAGGCGGAGGAGGCAGAGUCAGGGCCCUCAGGAGCCAGAGCCCGCAGUCUGCCCCCUCCCUCCUCCUCCACCACCACCACUUCCUCCUCCUCCUCAGCUGCCCUCCCUGAGCCCACCUCUGCAAAGAAAGAGAAAGAGAAGAUGUUCAGUCGCUUUGCCAAGAAGAAGUGAGAGAAGAAAGUGUGAGGAGCGGUGGGUGCAAAGGGAGGAGGGAGGUUGGGUGGGUGCGGGGGCCGGGGGCCAAUGAGGCCGCCUGGAGACAGAGAUUCAUGUUUGUGUACAAUCAGCUUUAGCAAACCUUUUUAAUCACUAGACCUUUUUUUAUUGUUAUUAUUAAUAUUAAAUAUUCCUUUGUGAGAUUUUAAAAUCAUAUUGUAGUUUAGUGGAGGCCCGUCACUCUGUAACUCAAGCCAGUGUUUGACUGAGUUUUGUUUUGUUUUUUUGUUAUUCUUUGUUUUGUUUUUGGGACAUUUUGCAUCAACCAAAUUCAAAUUAUUUGAAUUAAAGCACAGAAACGUUACUUUCACACUCAACCAAAGAAUGUCUGUAAAACUCUUUUCUUUUGUUUUCAUGGAACUUUCACCGACAUGACGUGUUGUUUCUUUGAGGCGUGCUUCAGUAGAGCCAUGUAUGGUGGGUAUGAAAAGUCGACACACCCCUGUUAGAAUGCCAAUUUGUAUAUUAAAAAAAGAGACAGCAUCCUCUGAAAA